Jaculus jaculus (lesser Egyptian jerboa) is the source of this 1982-nucleotide messenger RNA. It is a transcript of the gene Hoxa7, whose product is annotated as homeobox A7. Gene Ontology annotation, cellular component: nucleus. Gene Ontology annotation, molecular function: RNA polymerase II cis-regulatory region sequence-specific DNA binding; DNA-binding transcription factor activity, RNA polymerase II-specific. The coding region runs from base 114 to 818 and encodes 234 amino acids. The record is from RefSeq and is a predicted model, not a curated record. NCBI's taxonomy places the organism in Eukaryota, Metazoa, Chordata, Mammalia, Rodentia, Dipodidae. Gene Ontology annotation, biological process: regulation of transcription by RNA polymerase II; anterior/posterior pattern specification. The transcript has 2 exons.
CCAAAAGAAAAUGGGGUUUGGUGUAAAUCUGGGGGUGUAAUGUUAUCAUAUAUCACGCUACCUCGUAAAACCGACACUGAAAGCUGCCGGACAACAAAUCACAGGUCAAAAUUAUGAGUUCUUCGUAUUAUGUGAACGCGCUUUUUAGCAAAUAUACGGCGGGGGCUUCUCUGUUCCAAAAUGCCGAGCCCACUUCUUGCUCCUUUGCACCCAACUCGCAGCGGAGCGGCUACGGGCCGGGCGCGGGCGCCUUCGCGGCCAGCGUGCCCGGCUUGUACAAUGUCAACAGUCCCCUCUACCAGGGUCCCUUCGCGGCCGGCUACGGCCUGGGCGCGGACGCCUACGGCAACCUGCCCUGCGCCUCCUACGACCAAAGCAUCCCCGGGCUCUGCGGGGACCUCGCCAAAGGCGCCUGCGACAAGGCGGACGAGGGCGUGCUGCCCGGCCCGGCCGAGGCCAGCUUCCGCAUCUACCCCUGGAUGCGGUCCUCAGGACCCGACAGGAAGCGAGGCCGCCAGACCUACACCCGCUACCAGACGCUGGAGCUGGAGAAGGAGUUCCACUUCAACCGCUACCUGACGCGCCGCCGCCGCAUCGAGAUCGCCCACGCGCUCUGCCUCACCGAGCGCCAGAUCAAGAUCUGGUUCCAGAACCGCCGGAUGAAAUGGAAGAAGGAGCAUAAGGAGGAGGGCCCGACCCCCACUGCGGCCCCCGAAGGCGCGGUGCCCUCGGUCUCUGCCGCUGCUGCUGCUACCGCCGCAGACAAGGCAGAGGAGGAGGAAGAGGAGGAGGAGGAGGAUGAGGAGGAUGAGGAAUGAAGGGCCAAGGCCCUGGGUGCACCGGACAGUCAGAAAAGCGUCUUUAAGAGACUCACUGGUUUUAUUUACAAGAAGGGGGGCAAAUAAAAUGUAAAAAUAAGUCCCCAACAUUCACCCACCCACCCCCACCAUCCAUUCUAGCUCCCAACUUUUCUGGACCGAGCAGCUAGGGGAAUUAGGUGGCCUUGGGGACCCCCCCUCUGACGCUGAGGAUGCCAGUAGAUACCCCUAACCCUAGGCCAGUUUGUGCGCUGGCACAGCCAAAAUACUACCUAGCACAGGCCUCCUUGGGAGGCACCCCCAAACUACCUAUGGGCCCUGCCCUAGUGGGUUUCCUGAGAAGCCCUCGCCAUGUCUCAACACUGGCAGACCUCCAGCACUUCCCUCCACACUGCAAGAACAUGAUUCCGUACUACCUACAAGCCCUAAACUACCUAUUUUGUGCUGGCUGGCUUGCCUGCUACUUGGUGCCCACUCCUUCCAGGCCAGGCCCCUGAUGCUUCCAGCUGACAGCCUUUGGGGUCCCCAGGGCUUCACAGACAAUGCAAUGGGGUCCAGGGACCAGGGCAUUUGGCUACUAUUUAAAUUGAAGAAAAUAAUAUAUUUAUUCCAAAGCAUACUAAAUGCUGCAACCUAGAAGCCCUCUUUCUCUGGCUUGGACACCUCAAGUUCAGGGCCAUUACCCCCAUCCCACCCCCACCUUGUGGAGGUGAGCAUUCCCGAGCUGGCAGCAGACCUCUGGUUGGCUUCUGCACUAUAGGACUGAGGAGCUGCUCCCAGCCACACUGUUUUGUCCCCUGCUCCUGUGUCCUACUGUUCAGCCAGGUCAGCUCUGUACACCCUGACUUUUCCUAUGAGGACAAAUGCUGUAUAUUUGAACCGAUUUUUUUUUGGGGGGGGGGAGUCAUUUCUAUAACCUUGGAAUUGAUUUGUAAAGGAAUGUCUUGAUUUGGGAAGGCUGUGUUCAUAGGGAGACUUUGUAGCAUGGUGUGUUGUCUUAAGCUAAUUCUGUAGAGGGUGGGGAGCUAUAAUCCCCUCCCCAGUGCCCUACUUCCCUUGUGUUGUCCCCUUUAGCUCCAGCCUUGGGUUUAGGGAAGGACUGCUUCUCAGCCCAGCUAAUCAUGCUUUAUGUAACAAAAAUAAAGAUGCUUGGUGACAAAGAAA